AUGAACAGAUUUAGUCUCAUAUUUCACAAUCAGAAUGAUAUAUAUACCUUUAGUUAUGAUCCAUUAUCGUCUACAUUUGUGGGCUCUGGUCAUGUUGAAUACCCCGUGGAAUCUCUCAAAAUGGGAAUUGAGUUUUUUGGAUGUUGUAAUGGCUUGAUAUUCUUGAGGCAUGUUAACAAGUUCAACUCUGCUGUACUUAUCCUUUGGAACCCCACGACUAAUGAAUGUAAGGAGUUACCAAAUCCACCAAGUAGAUUAAAGGAGCGUCUAGGGGAUUUUGAAGAAUAUGGAUUUGGUUUUGAUUACCAAGUUGAGGACUUUAAAGUGGUGCGCAUUGCACUGGGUUUUAAUAAAGGUUGGUGUGAGGUUCAAGUGUUUUCACUAAGAUCAAAUUCAUGGAGAAGACUUGAGGACAUCCAGGUUGAUAAACUUUCAAAUGAAUUUCGUACACCUGAUAUCGGUCGUUUACCUGUAAGCGGGGCUCAUCACUGGGAAGCCUUAGUUGGAGAGGACUUGGACACCGAAAUAAUUCUUUUGCUUUGA
Messenger RNA from Papaver somniferum (opium poppy), 543 nucleotides. Its product is annotated as F-box/kelch-repeat protein At3g06240-like. The transcript has a single exon. The record is from RefSeq and is a predicted model, not a curated record. NCBI's taxonomy places the organism in Eukaryota, Viridiplantae, Streptophyta, Magnoliopsida, Ranunculales, Papaveraceae. Bases 1 to 543 code for a protein of 180 amino acids.